UUUCAAGCAUGCUUCAAGACUGAAAUUAAUUUUCUUUGAGUAAUCAUCAAAAAGUCAUUUUAAAUCAAUUGUCAAUCAAGAAUCAGAAAUGAGAAGCUUUGAUCCUGCGAAAUUAAACAUGAAUUAUUUCUUCGACGAGAUUUUAAUUGAAAUAUUUGGAAAUUUAAGUCUACAGAUGCUUAAGAAUUGUCGAUUGGUCUGCAAAAGAUGGGAUCAGCUAAUCAUCAAUAAUAAACAUUUAUUGAAAAAUCUUCAAGUGGUGUUAAGAACAUCUAAGGAUAUUAAGAAGUUUUCAGAAAUCAGAAGGAUGCCGAAAGAUGUUAUCAUACUGGAUGAUCAAGGAUUUAGUAUGAAUGUUUUUGAUCAUCUUCAUAAUUUACAUUCUUUGAUAAUUGACUUGCGUCCGUGUCAAGCAUACUUAGAACCAUCUCAUUUUAAAGAAAUCUUAAGUUCUGCUACUAAUCUAAAGAUAUUGUAUGCCAGUGAUCUUAAUUUUAAUGGAGAUAUUCAAAAUAUGAAGGAAUGUGAAAAAAUUAAUUUAAAUCUCACUGAACUGCGUUGUAAUUCGGAAUUGAUUAACAUACUAAAGUGUACAACGCUGAAAAUUUUAGAUUUAAGGUGGCAUUGGAACUUGCCUGAGGAUAGAAAGACAAAUGUAAUCAACUUUUUGAGCCAACAAAAGAAACUUGAAGAUCUGACUUUAAAUUGUCGAAAUUACUUUUAUGACCACUUCCAACAUUUUAACUAUGAAUUUCAAUUAAAAAGCUUUACAUUCUUUUCGAAUUGCAACUUUUCGGACCAUAAAUCUUUUAUUAGAUAUUUGGAACCACAUAAGCAUUCGUUACAAUCAUUAAACAUUCAGAUGUUUUCAUUUGAGCAAUCCAAAGUUGCAAUUGAAGAAAUUUUUAAGUUUAUUAUGAGAAAUUUGUCUAAUUUAAAAGAAUUGGAAUUAGAUACAGUUUUUAAAGGAACUAUCAGAAAAAUUGAAGUUCUUCCACUGCAAUUAAACAAUUUUUCUUCGAAUACAAUUGAAAGAUUUGGAUUUAAUGACAUAUUUUAUUCUAUGGAUGAUAAUAAGCAACUAAUUGAUUUACUUCCAAAUAUGAAGCAUCUAUCAAUAAAAUCAUGCUUCUGUAAAGUAGUAGAACUCCUCGAAUAUGUAGCUAAUACCAAACCACAGUUGGAAUCAUUACAAGUUUAUAAUUUUGACUGCGUUGAUUCGGCUAUAAAAUUUACAAAUCUUAAAGAAUUUUCCGUUCACACAUUUUCUACGAGCAUUCAAGCUUUAAGUUCCUUUCUUGCUCGCAAUUCAAAAAGCUUAGAAAGAAUAAAUAUUGGAGAUGCUGCCAAUAUAUGUCAACAGGCUGUUAAUGCAAUUAGCAAGUGUGAAAAUCUAAAAUGUCUUACAGUUAAUGUUACUAAUAACAAUUUAAGAUUAGUCAUGAAAACUUUUCUUGGAAUUUUGAACAGAGACAAGCCUUUGAAAAUAAUAUUUAAAGAUUAUCCAUCAAUAAAGACAUUUAUGCUACCGGAAGAUAAGAUCAUUUGGAAGAAACAAAUAAGAUUGAAUUAGAUAAAGGAAUUGAUGACGUGUUUAUAGGUUUAAAGAUAUUUGCUUAAGUUCUGUACUAAAUUUUAAAC
This is a messenger RNA of Chironomus riparius, 1641 nucleotides long. The record is from the annotation of a GenBank genome assembly. NCBI's taxonomy places the organism in Eukaryota, Metazoa, Arthropoda, Insecta, Diptera, Chironomidae.